This is a messenger RNA of Prorocentrum cordatum, 1042 nucleotides long. Lineage: Eukaryota; Dinophyceae; Prorocentrales; Prorocentraceae. The record is from the annotation of a GenBank genome assembly.
CAGGAGGACAGUGGUGACGAUGAUCAAGCCUCUUUGGCUCAAGAGCCACUGACGUUGCCCAGCGUGGCAAAGAGAUCGACCGCGCGAGGGUGGCCGCCAGGGGGCGGCCGCGAUGAUCUCGCAGGGGCAGAGGCUUCUGAGCUCCCCGACCCUGGCGGAGCCGCUCGAUGCUGCGUCGUGCCUGUGGGCGUUGCCGACCGUCGUGGUGGCCGCCUUCUUCUUUCUGAGAUGGCUGCAGUGGUGGCUGCAGGGCGGGGGCUCUCCCGAGUGCGCUGGCCACAGGAGCCCCAAGGGCGCCCCGGUGCGGGAGGAGCUCGGGGCCCAGCCGGACAGGGACCCGAAGUGCCAGAGGGACCCUCGCUCGGUUGGAAGUGGCAUGGACGGAGGCAUACGGCGCAGAGAUAUCCAGGGCACGGCGGAGAAUCUGACAGGCGAGUGAGGCCAAUGUCGCCGCCUACGCGAUGUUUCCGACGCCCCUGCAAUUGAGGGCUGUGCAGCCGCCGUCGCGCUCUCGGGGGCCUCGCGGUGCCGCCGCGCCGCCGCGGUGCCGUCAGAGGCUGCUGUUGCUGCUCCUGCUUUUCGUGUGCGUCGGCCUGGCGGCUGCAGCAGUACCUGGUGCCAGGCAGGUCGGAUUGCUGCGGCGUGGACCUCAUCGUGGUGCUCUUCGCGGUGGGCCAACCUGACCAGCGCGAGCUCGCCUCUCUGGAGGGUCAGUGCCUCUGUGAGCUCCGAGGGGCGCAGCGUCUGUACGCCCUAUGCGGAAGCCAGUGGCACCUCCCUUUGGUCGGGUGUUGCUAAAGGUGCCCCUGGCCCGAGGUGCCCCCAGAAUUUCUAAGGAGGCCCCUACGGCCUCCAAAGCACCGUAAACAUACGCUUUAGGAGCUCCGCCUGGAUUUCUUGGACUAGCGCUGGACCCCCCUUUCCCUGGCGCGCGGAGCGCGCCAGGGGCGGUGCCGGAGGCGCCGCCAGGGGGGGGCCAGACGCCGAUCCAAGGAGUCCGCGCGCAGCUCCAAAAGCUUAUGUUUAUGCUAUUGCGAAGGCC